GGGGUUUAGAAAUCCCAAAACCCAAACCUCCUUCCAAUGUUGUAAAGCUCUUGCCUAAAUAAAAAGAAAUUUUGUUGGGUUCCAUUUAGGAAAAUAUCUUGUUCAUGUUCUUUGUUCUCUGUCUCAAAUUUUGAUGGCAAUUGCAUUUCCAUACGCUGUAGCUGGUAAUUCUGUUACAGUCCGAUGGAAUUUACCGAGAGCUUCGCUUCUCAGAACACCAGUCGCAGCAAGAGAUAAAGGUUAUACCAAAUUUCUUUGGGGAUGCGCAUUGAGUUCCAGCUCUAACUAUGGAAAAUCCCUAUUGGGCCCAAGAAAUUUCUUUGAAAGGUCCAUUCCUGUGAACCGCAACACAAAUAGGAGGAUGGGAUUUUGUAGGUGUGCUACCAUUGAAGAAAUUGAGGCUGAAAAAUCUAUGAUUGAAAGUGAAGCUAAGGAUAGGAUGGAAAAGACUAUUGAGACAAUCAGAGGAAAUUUUAAUGCUGUAAGGACAGGAAGAGCAAGUCCUGCCAUGCUGGAUCGAGUUGAAGUUGAGUACUAUGGAACUCCUGUCAGCUUGAAAAGCAUUGCACAGAUUAGUACUCCAGAUGGAAGCUCCCUCCUUGUUCAACCAUUUGACAAAUCCUGCUUGAAAGAUAUUGAGAAGGCCAUUGUAAAGUCCGAUCUUGACGUGACUCCUAACAAUGAUGGAGAAGUGAUUCGCUUGAAUAUCCCGCCGUUAACAUCAGAAAGAAGGAAGGACCUAUUAAAGAUAGUGGCAAAACAAGCUGAGGAGGGAAAGGUUGCCAUAAGGAAUAUAAGGAGAGAUGCCAUAAAAGCAUACGAAAAGCUUGAAAAGGAAAAAAAGCUGUCUGAAGACAAUGUGAAAGAUUUGUCAAGUGAUUUGCAGAAAGUAACUGAUGGAUAUGUAAAGAAGAUUGAUUCCAUCUAUAAACAGAAAGAGAAGGAGUUAAUGACUGUCUGAGGACUCUCAUGGUUAAGAGAUAAACAACACUACAGUCAAACCAUUAAUGUACGUUUUUGUCAAAAGGGAAGGAGUUUCAUAAUCCAGAUCUCAUUUGGAUUCCAGCCCCACCUUGUUUGAUUUUGCUUUUUGUUGCUUAUUGUAUAUGUUCUGUGCUCGGAAAAUAGUGCCAAAUUUAAAGUGGAUGUUAAUGAAUUGAUUAGGGUCAGGUUUUUGUACAGAAUGGAUUUUGAAUCUGUAACCCUCCAAUAUGAAAGUUCAUGAGCUAAAUUUGUUUCUUAACUGCUAUUUUAUGCUAUUGCUAAUAUUAUUU
Amborella trichopoda is the source of this 1274-nucleotide messenger RNA. RefSeq names its product ribosome recycling factor, chloroplast precursor (gene RRF). Gene Ontology annotation, molecular function: ribosomal large subunit binding. Gene Ontology annotation, cellular component: chloroplast. Lineage: Eukaryota; Viridiplantae; Streptophyta; Magnoliopsida; Amborellales; Amborellaceae. The record is from RefSeq and is a predicted model, not a curated record. Gene Ontology annotation, biological process: plastid translation.